Messenger RNA from Daldinia vernicosa, 687 nucleotides. RefSeq lists its product as uncharacterized. The coding region runs from base 1 to 687 and encodes 228 amino acids. NCBI's taxonomy places the organism in Eukaryota, Fungi, Ascomycota, Sordariomycetes, Xylariales, Hypoxylaceae. The transcript has a single exon. The record is from RefSeq and is a predicted model, not a curated record.
AUGGCAUUUACAAAGUCAGGCUUGAGUCCAGACAGGGAUUGGGACGAAGUUGAUCGUUCUUUCAUUCCUGCACUGACAAAAUCAGGCUUAAGUCCAGAUAGGGACUGGCACGAGUGGGUUGAAGUUGAGCGUCCUUUCAUUACUGACGACUACGUCCACGUGAACAAGUCGGAUCUUGAAAGUUGUUCUCUCCCUCCCGUUGAGGAUGGGGAAGAGGAUGAGGAAGGGAGUGAGAACAACGCCGACGUAGUUUUGCAGCUAACGCGGUCCCAGGAAGAGUACAUGGAUCGUCUACUUAUGCCUAAAAUCGAGCAAAUGGAGAAGGAGCUGCGAGAGCAGAACGACUGCAAUUACUCGGCCGCAAUGGAGAAGCUAUUCGGUAGCGACGCCAAGGAAUAUCAGCUCAUGUUCAAUGCUGCGAUUCCCGAGUUGCGGUUCCAGCCGAGGCAUUCUCGAGAUUCGUAUUCUCCGCGGCCGGGAGUCUUGUAUACGCCGUUGACUACUGCGGACAAGUGUAAGGACGCGGCCGACUUGCUCUUAGGGGGGAGGCGGACUCGGGGUGCUCAUGGGCACAACGCCGAGGCACUCUCGCGGGAUCAUCCCCCUAGUUCCGAGCCCGGAAAAUUGCCGGAGCAGGAGCAGGAGGACGUGCCGUCGUUCACUCACAGCCCGGAUGACGUUGAUUAA